This is a messenger RNA of Drosophila serrata, 1072 nucleotides long. RefSeq names its product low density lipoprotein receptor adapter protein 1. The record is from RefSeq and is a predicted model, not a curated record. NCBI's taxonomy places the organism in Eukaryota, Metazoa, Arthropoda, Insecta, Diptera, Drosophilidae.
UUAAAUUAGACCCUUAACAUGUUUCCUGUUAAUAUAUCAGUGUGUUUGAGUGUGUUUGAGUGAGUGAUAAGAUUAGGCCAACGGGUAAACGUUCCGCUCAGUGAUAACAGGCCGCUGAAACUUGACAAAAGUGUAAAUAAAAGAAGCCUAAAGUCGGUGAAUUACUCAUUUGAAAGAAUUGCGAAUUAGUGGAAGCUUCAUAUACUAUAUCCAUGUUUGGUUGUGCGGUGAAUGCGAUUAACGGCCGCGAUCUGACCUGACACAGCUGUCCCAAUAGCUUCGGAUAACGAGAUUGAUAUAUAAAGAUAUAGACAAUGGCCUCCAAUAGCAGCAGCACCACCGAUCUGGAUAGCCAGGUCAAUGUGGAGGACUUGCCCAUAACGUUCAAGGUAAAAUACAUUGGCUCGGAGGUGGCUCGUGGAUUAUGGGGCAUCAAGUACACCCGCCGGCCCGUGGAUAUUAUGGUGGGCGUGGCCAAGAACCUGCCGCCCAACAAGGUCUUACCGAACUGUGACCUAAAGGUAUCCACCAACGGCGUCCAGCUGGAGAUCAUUUCCCCCAAGGCCAGCAUCAACCACUGGAGCUAUCCCAUUGACACAAUAUCGUAUGGAGUGCAGGAUUUGGUCUACACCAGGGUCUUUGCAAUGAUUGUGGUCAAGGAUGAGGCUAGUCCGCAUCCGUUCGAGGUGCACGCCUUUGUCUGCGAUAGCCGGGCGAUGGCCCGUAAGCUGACCUUUGCCCUGGCCGCCGCCUUUCAGGAUUACAGCCGAAGGGUUAAGGAGUUGGCCGGGGAGGAGGAUGACCAAACUACCGGGGACACCAUAACGCCGACUCGCCAAAAGUUCGCCAUCGAUCUGCGGACACCGGAGGAGAUCCAGGCGGGCGAACUGGACCAGGAGACGGAGGCGUAGGCGUAGGCAACGUGGGGUUGUGUUCAAUGUCAAUGUGAUGUCAUAGUUACUUAUCGUCCAGUGUCCACUGUAUUUUGUAUAUUUUGUAGUUCUCUCACCUGGUAGUUGCCUCAUACAGCUAAUUACCCAAAGCUUAAGUGUUAAUGCGAUUUGUAAACGAU